Macrobrachium nipponense is the source of this 2060-nucleotide messenger RNA. RefSeq names its product WD repeat-containing protein 46-like. Gene Ontology annotation, biological process: maturation of SSU-rRNA from tricistronic rRNA transcript (SSU-rRNA, 5.8S rRNA, LSU-rRNA). NCBI's taxonomy places the organism in Eukaryota, Metazoa, Arthropoda, Malacostraca, Decapoda, Palaemonidae. The record is from RefSeq and is a predicted model, not a curated record. Gene Ontology annotation, molecular function: protein binding. Bases 267 to 2018 code for a protein of 583 amino acids. The transcript has 11 exons. Gene Ontology annotation, cellular component: nucleolus; small-subunit processome; 90S preribosome.
GACACCCGAAUCGCGGGAAAUUGAACUGUGUCGUUUGCCCGUGAAUUAUUUCGUUCGCCAUCGUCAAAAUAGGGCGGCUAUUGGCUUGUAAACUGGAGCAAAGGGCGGGGGAAUGCUUCAGGAAAAGAAAUCAUAAGGCUUCACAGGGUCAGGUGAAAUCACAGGUAUUUGAGUCCAUACCUCAUCCAUCCUUUGAGCGAGGUAAUACUUCAAACUAGAUGUAACUUUCUCCCUGACGUAAGGUUUCUAUUUUAAGAAGUUCAGAAAUGGAAGAUCCAGCCAGCAUGUGGAACUCCAAUACAUCAGGAAAAUUCCAGGGAAAGGAUUUCAAGUGGAAAAAGAAGAAAGGUCAUUGGCAUGCUGCGAAGGUUCAAACAAAAGAUGGAGUCAAGAUCAAAGAAUUUGCGUAUGACCCCAAAAGGAAGCCACACAAGUUUCACAGGAAUCGGCCGCAAAGAUUUCCAGGACGCAAACCGCUGGAUCCAUCGCUACAGCAAAAAUACAGCAGAGGAGGAGGCGUUGAGACCAAUUAUGUUCGAAAUCCAAAACACAGGGUUAUGAAAGCCAAACUGAUGAAGAGGGAAGCAAGAAUAAAGGAAGCUGAAGAGGAAACAGCUCGAGCUGAAAUCCUUUUAACAGAAUCAAUGGGUGCUAUGGAGACAGAAGAAGGAUCAUACACAGCAAAUGUCACUCAGAGAGACAUUAGGAGUUCUGUUGAUAUUACCACAGCAGCAAAAGGCUUUGAUCUCGUUCUGAAUGAUUUUGGGCCUUAUAAAAUGCAUUUCACCCGUAAUGGUCGACACUUGUUAUUAGGUGGCCGUAAAGGCCACUUAGCAGCAUUUGACUGGAUCACGAAAAAGCUACAUUUUGAAAUAAAUGUAAUGGAGUCAAUUCAUGAUGUAUGCUGGCUUCACACAGAACACAUGAUGGCUGUAGCACAGAAGAAGUGGGUCUAUAUGUAUGACAAUCAAGGAAUUGAGUUACAUUGUCUGAAAAAGCUAGCUCACAUCCAUAAAUUGGAGUACUUGCCAUACCACUUCUUACUUUGUAGUGCAGGAGAGACUGGAUUUCUGAAUUGGCUCGAUAUAAGUUUGGGCCAAGAAUUAUUAACAGUUCAAACACACAAAGGAAGACUGGAAGUCAUGCGGCAGAAUCCCUACAACGCAGUUAUAUGUUGCGGUCAUUCAAAUGGUACUGUGACGAUGUGGACACCUAAUACAAAACAGGCAGUAGCCUCGGUUCUUUGCCAUCCCAGUCCUGUUCGUGCCAUAGAGUUUGAUCCAGCUGGCAGGCACUUUGUAACUGCUGGAGUUAACCGGGAAUUGAAGAUUUGGGAUGCACGUAAUCUUGGAGAUUGUAUGUAUACUUAUAAAAUUCGCAUGGGCGCGUCAACACUAGCCUUUUCUCAGAAACAGAUGCUUGCUGUUGGUAUGGGAAAUGUUGUUGAGGUCUAUGACAAAGUAACUACAGGAGGUUUUUCUUGGCCAUACAUGCACUAUGAUUGCAACAAUUCAGUCUUUGGUAUGCAGUAUUGUCCAUAUGAAGAUAUCCUUGGAGUGUCUACGUAUAGAGGCUACUCAAGUCUGAUUAUACCUGGUGCUGGAGAACCUAACUUUGAUGCUUUAGAAGCAAACCCGUACUUGACCUCAAGUGGACGCAGAGAAGCAGAGGUGAAAUCCCUUCUUGGAAAGGUGCCUUACGAGCUCAUUACUUUGGAUCCCAGUAGCAUCGCGCAGGUUGAUGUACCAACAUUGGAGGAGAAAUUAGAAGCAAAGAAAGCUUUGAAGUAUGUGCGUGUGCCAAAAUUGGACGUGCAGCCUCGUUACCGAAUGAAAGGAAAGAGUGGCUCUGCUCAGAAAUUCAAACGGAAGCAGAAGACGGUUGAUAUUAAGAAACGUGAAUAUAUCAAGAAUGCGGUUAUUGUUAGAGAUGAGUUAGGUUUAAAAGAACAGAAACAGACAAAGCCCAAAAAGUCAUUUGGUCUUCUUGAUCGCUUUCACACUAAAGUGCAGAAAUAAUAGAAGGAAUGUAAGUUUACUAAAAAUAUAUGUUUUUUGGUA